CUUUAGUGCCCAUUGCGUUAAUUGCGUUACUGCAAGCUAGGAGAGAUUUCAGCGUUCAGUCGCCAAAGGUGGUGAACGUUAGCACAGUUUAUCUUGUACAAACACAACAGGAUUUAAUGAGCAGAUUGUAUUUUCGGUUAUAUAAAGUGUAUUAUGUGCCAAAAAAUGCACAUACGGACAAGAUUAUGCAUUCUGUCAGAAAAUGUCUUGGUAGUCUCCUAUUUCACAUAGACAUCAGUGGUUUUACUAAUGAGACUGAAAUGAUAAAUACUUACGUACGUGACGAGGAUCAAAUGCCGUAUCUUAAUAAAGUGGGAGUUGUUUUUGAACAAUAUAACGAACUUACGCUAAAAUAUAAAUUGAGGCAUUCGUUCUCGAUACCAAAUGAUUUGUAUCAAAGCGUAUUAGAAAUGGAUCUUGAGAGUAUAAUGUUUCAAAUGCUAAAUGCAUAUAUCUCUUCAUCAUUUGUUCAAGUUCAGAUUUGUGUAGAUGAAGCGUUUAUAAAAGAAGUAGCAAAUUCCAACGUUAAGAUGUCAAUACAAAAAAUGCCUGAUCCACCGGGUAUCAAAAUAGACAAAACUGAUACAAAGUUAC
This is a messenger RNA of Wasmannia auropunctata (little fire ant), 594 nucleotides long. RefSeq lists its product as uncharacterized. The record is from RefSeq and is a predicted model, not a curated record. The transcript has 3 exons. NCBI's taxonomy places the organism in Eukaryota, Metazoa, Arthropoda, Insecta, Hymenoptera, Formicidae. The annotation marks the transcript as partial.